This is a messenger RNA of Oryza sativa Japonica Group (Japanese rice), 1958 nucleotides long. Its product is annotated as disease resistance protein RGA2-like. The record is from RefSeq and is a predicted model, not a curated record. NCBI's taxonomy places the organism in Eukaryota, Viridiplantae, Streptophyta, Magnoliopsida, Poales, Poaceae.
AGAGAUGAGAAAGUGAGCAAGAACACCUCCAGUGCACAACCUGCGAGCUACCUACCUCUCCCACAAAGAGUGCAUCAUACACUGAGAUGGAGCUCAUCAUAUCAUCUAUCACAGGUGAUCUAACCAGUCGAUUUAUCUCCUUUCUGAUCAACAAGUUUUUAUAUAAUCUGUUCUCCGAGGAAAAGGUGAAAAGGCUAGAGCAACUCCUUCGAAGAGUUCACAUGGUCGUCGAGGAGGCAGAUGGGCGAUACAUCACCAACCGUUGUAUGCUCGCACAACUGAAGACGAUAGUCGCAGCCAUGUACAGUGGCUACCAUGUGCUGGAUGCUAUCAAGUACAUGAAGAACAACGAAGGUGCGAAUGAUCUGGUAAAUGACUCAUCUUCCUUGUUUUUUUGCCACUCCUCUCAAAAGAUCUCGCACUACUACUGUUUGUCCGGAAACAAAGAAGAAAUUCAGUAUGGAGCUACAAGGUGCACUGCAAAACAUAGAGACUGUAAUUGGUGAUAUCAAUGAGUUUGUAAUCCUUCUGGCUAGAUGUGAGCGCAUGUCCCAUAGGCCCUAUGAUGCCUAUCUUUACAUCGACAAUUUCAUGUUUGGUCGACAUGUGGAAAAGCACCAUCUGAUCAACUUCUUACUGGAAAACAACAUUCUUGGUCCUCCAGCUGUAAUACCGGUUAUCGGUGGUCAUAAAGUAGGGAAGAGGACACUUGUAACGCAUGUAUGCAACGAUGAGAGAAUUCGCUCUCAUUUCCCUCUUAUUUUUCACAUCAGUGGAGCGAACCUUUCAAGAAUUACAGAAAAUGGAAAUCUAUCUGCAAGGACAUUGAUAAUUGUGGAGUUCAUUUCAGAUGUAGAUGACAAUGACUGGAUAACGUUUUAUUCAUCUAUGGCAAACCUUAACAGAGGAAACAAAGUGAUAAUCUUAACUAAAAUACAAAAAUUGGAGAGGUUCGGAACUGUCAAGCCCAUUACCGUAGAUAGACUGGUGUAUGAGGAGUACAGAUACCUAUUCAAGACACUAGCUUUUGGAAGCGCGAACCCGAUGGACCAUCCACAACUUGUCCCAAUAGUUGAAGAAUUUGCAAUGCUAUUGCGAGGCAGGCUCAUCCAAGCCAACAUACUUGCAGAUGUAUUGAGAAAGAAUUUGAAUGUUCAUUUCUGGCUUUUUGCAUUGAAAGGGGUCCAAAUUACAGUCAAGAAGUAUUUGUCCAUGUAUGGUACCCAUCCGCAUGAGCUUUUUGAUCAAGGCCAUCCAGUACAUUUGACAGACUAUGUAUUAUAUCCUGCAGAUACUACAGAAAAUGCCCCAAACAAUGAUUUACCUAAGUUGACAUUUGGCGACUUGAUAACAGGCCGCAUUUUUCCACCAAAGGGCAAUUUUAAUCUAGUUUCAUGGGAGUCCAGAAUACCACCAUACACUUCAUUUGUUCACAUGGCUCGCUUUUCUCCAAGUCUUGCGGAAGAUAAACCGGAAUCACACCUGUCAGGGAGGAAACGUCCAAGGGAAGAUUGGUCCAAGGUGCAACCACAAAACCCAUUUGCAUAUUUUUCUCAAAAUCAAGCUACUGGCUCAAGGAAGACUAAAUAAUCAAGAAAUCCAUCACGAUGGAAAAAUUUCAAGUUUAGUUGGAUCUUAGCAUGGUACUCAGUACUCACGGGUCAUCACUAAUGCCCUCGCCUUCCUGGGCUGAUAAAAAAAGGCAGCCGCCCCACUGCACAACACUCUGUCGUGAUGAACAGCAAGUCCUUAGCUAGGACGAAACGAACUACAGCAAAAUGGAUUAUAAAAACGUCUAUUAUCUGAAGAAAGACGCGUUUUCUACUCUUCUCAAUUUUCAGAACCACCUCAUCAUGAACAAAGACGUCUUUUGAGACGUUGUGAAUAACGUGCUGUGUACAUUUACACAUAUUUUCUUUCUUUCUUUAAAUUUUGUUUGGAAAGAAAAUCCUGAAAAA